GGUCAUUGAGCCGGAGGGAGGUGCUGGUUAUUCAGACUGACAGUGAGACUGGUUGAAGAAUCAUCUCCUGUGGAACAUUUCUACGAUACAAACUGUACAGAGCUGUGAAGAAAAGAACAAUGUCAAGACCGAGGCCCGUGGUGCUGAGCGGCCCCUCAGGAGCAGGGAAGAGCACUCUGAUGAAGAGGCUAAUGAAGGAUCAUGAGGACGUCUUUGGAUUCAGUGUGUCACACACAACACGAAACCCUCGACCUGGAGAGGAAAAUGGAAAAGGGCUGAACACGCUUCCCAUGCUUCUGGGGGCUACUUUACUGCCCGUAGCAGACGUCUUCUCUUCUGAAGACUUAGAAAAGUCAGCCUCAUUGUCGAAUGCAAACAAAUCUGAAACCACAGAUAAAGACUACCACUUCACAACAAAAGAUGCCAUGCAGGAGGGUAUUGACAACGGAGACUACAUUGAAAGCGCUGAGUUUUCAGGCAACCUGUAUGGAACAAGUAAAGCUGCCAUAGAAGACGUGCAGGCCAAAAACCUAAUCUGCAUCUUGGAUGUGGACAUCCAGGGGGUGAAGAGGAUUAAAGAGACUGACCUGAACCCCAUCUACAUCUCCAUUCAGCCUCCCUCUAUAGAGAUCCUGGAAAAACGUCUGAGGGACAGACAGACAGAAACAGAGGAGAGCUUACAAAAACGCCUGGAGGCAGCGCGCAUCGAUAUGGAGCUCAGUAACGAGCCCGGAGUGUUUGAUGUUGUUAUCAUUAACGAUGACUUAGAGAGGGCUUACGAAGAGCUGAAAGUUAUCCUCAAUGACGAUAUCCAAAAAGUUCAGGAGGCCAAAUCCUAGGAAUGAAACUGCUGCUGGAUAGAAGAACCAACACUUGAGACUCUGGCCUGAAUAACUCCAUCUUCACUGACGGCAAACACAUCUGAAAGAAACUUUCUUCUUGAGAAAAGUUUGGUUUUCUUUCACCCUCUGUGUUAUAUAGUCGGUGGUUUGCUCACUUACGCAAAGAAGGAAACGAGGGACUCUGAAUUGAAUGACGUUUUUUUUUUUUUUGACUGAGAGAAUGGGGGUUUGUGUUAGAUUUAGAAAAACCAAUGGUUGAUUUCUAGCAGUGAACAUCCUAGCCCACACAUCUCUGCCAGCUCGCUCAGACAACUGCCACAUUCAGUGCUACAUUUGGUCUUCAUAAGCCAAAGUGUGAAGUACACGUCAGUACCACCAGUCAGCUACUCACAGCAAAAAUAGUUACACUUUCAAUUUAUUUGUUUUGUUGAAUUAUAAUAAUAUAAUUCACUCAUAGUAUAGUAUAUGUCGAUUAUAACUAAUAUUGUGUUAUUUAAAUAGUUACUCACAUGCUACAUAUUAUUUCAUGUGAUGAAGUGAUGAAGGAAGUCCAUGCAUCUGAGAUAGAAUGACUGCAUGUAUUGCAUUUAAAACAUUUGCAUGUGUGUUUGUGUACCAAUGAGUCUAAAUAAAGAAUGUGAGGACAAUGA
This is a messenger RNA of Etheostoma spectabile (orangethroat darter), 1492 nucleotides long. It is a transcript of the gene guk1b, whose product is annotated as guanylate kinase 1b. Bases 120 to 839 code for a protein of 239 amino acids. Gene Ontology annotation, biological process: purine nucleotide metabolic process. The transcript is spliced from 9 exons. Lineage: Eukaryota; Metazoa; Chordata; Actinopteri; Perciformes; Percidae. Gene Ontology annotation, cellular component: cytosol. Gene Ontology annotation, molecular function: GMP kinase activity. The record is from RefSeq and is a predicted model, not a curated record.